AUGUCACAGUCAUUCAGCUCGUCAACCCUUCCUUUGAGCUUUGUUCCUAGCCACGAUAAUGUACCCAAGCGACAUGAUACAACAGGGCUUCCUCAGGGUGGAGGUUCUUUCACAGAUGAGGAAUCGAAUAAUGUGUCUCCUAUUAUUGAUUGCAUGCUAGCUGGGGCUUUCGGAGGAUUUGUUGGGGACUCGUCGAUGCACUCGCUAGAUACCGUGAAAACUAGGCAGCAGGGAUUUCCAAAAAAUUUACAAUAUAAGAAGAUGAUUCCAGCGUAUCUUUCCAUAUUUAAGAACGAAGGGAUACGAGGUUUAUAUGGAGGCUAUUCUGCAGCGGUUUUGGGAUCGUUGCCCUCAACUGCAACGUUCUUCGGCACGUAUGAAUUUACAAAAAGAGAACUAAUUAAUGGGUAUGGAUUUAAUGAGACGAUAUCUUACUUUGUUGCCGGUGUUUUAGGUGAUUUAUUUUCCAGCGUAUUUUAUGUUCCAUCUGAAGUCCUUAAGACGAGACUACAAUUGCAAGGGGUAUAUGAUAAUCCAUUCACUAAAGAAUGUGGAUAUAAAUAUAAAAGUUUGUCAGAUGCUAUUUUUUCGAUUUUUAAGAAGGAAGGUGUUUCAACGCUCACUUUUGGAUACAAGGAGACUCUUCUUAGAGAUUUACCCUUCAGUGCUUUGCAGUUUGCCUUUUACGAAAAGUUUAGACAGCUUGCAAUUUAUUCGUAUGAGUCAAAAGAUCUUCCUAUCUGGUUAGAGUUGACAACUGGUGCGGGCGCUGGUGGUUUAGCAGGCAUAUUAACUACUCCAUUGGACGUCAUCAAGACUAGAAUUCAAACUAGCCCAUCUCCUAGCGGGAAUAAGACGGGUGUAGCUAAGAGUUCACGUGCAAGUUUAUCUCCGUCCAACCUCUCUACUUUGAGGGCCUUGCAAUCUGUAUAUAAAAGUGAAGGAAUAUUGGGCUUAUUUUCCGGUGUUGGUCCCAGAUUCAUAUGGACAAGCAUUCAGAGCUCGAUUAUGUUGCUAUUGUAUCAGAUUUCACUAAAACAAAUUGAUCUGAUGCUCACAAAGGAAUCGCUGCUUGCUUAG
This is a messenger RNA of Priceomyces carsonii, 1080 nucleotides long. RefSeq lists its product as uncharacterized. The record is from RefSeq and is a predicted model, not a curated record. The transcript has a single exon. NCBI's taxonomy places the organism in Eukaryota, Fungi, Ascomycota, Pichiomycetes, Serinales, Debaryomycetaceae. Gene Ontology annotation, biological process: magnesium ion export from mitochondrion. Gene Ontology annotation, molecular function: magnesium ion transmembrane transporter activity. The coding region runs from base 1 to 1080 and encodes 359 amino acids.